Suillus subaureus is the source of this 330-nucleotide messenger RNA. RefSeq lists its product as uncharacterized. The record is from RefSeq and is a predicted model, not a curated record. Lineage: Eukaryota; Fungi; Basidiomycota; Agaricomycetes; Boletales; Suillaceae. The transcript has 3 exons. Bases 1 to 330 code for a protein of 109 amino acids.
AUGCAAGUCGCAGAUCCAAUUGCCACCACCAUACUUCACCUCCUCUGCACCGCGGCAACGCUUUGCAUGGGGAUUAUUUUCCUGCACCUCGCUUAUAGCGAGCCCAAGAUUAAGUACUAUGCAUUCUAUGCUGGAGCACACGCAAUCGUGAUUGGCGCUGUCAGGCUGCUCACCUCAAGAAGCAUUUAUCGCAAUGCUCUUGCAAAGAAGAAUGAAGCAACGAAACCCCAGUCGAGUGCGGAAACCGCGCACGAAACCACUGAGACGGAGAGCAUUUGGGAAGAUGGGAAGCCUCGGGGAGUUUCCGAGAAUGCAGACUCGUUGGUCUGA